Molecule: messenger RNA, 1109 nt
Organism: Solanum verrucosum
Lineage: Eukaryota; Viridiplantae; Streptophyta; Magnoliopsida; Solanales; Solanaceae
Exons: 5
Coding region: 28-993 (321 amino acids)
Source: RefSeq, a predicted model, not a curated record
UGCCACGUGUCAUCAGCCACAAACUCCAUGGAUUUCUCCCCCUUAUUACCAAACCCCCUACCACUUCUCCAUCUUCUUCUUCUUCUUCUUCUUCCUCAUCCUCCUCAAAAUUCAACCAGAAUGAAAAACAGCAAGCAGAACGAACUGUGUGAUUUGUUUCAUAAUCCAUCUAAAGAUGAAAUUGAAGUAGUAGAAAUUCUACUCGAUCUCGAAAAUCUAGUGAGAGAAAGACAAUAUUGUUCGGUAAUUUGGGGUUCUAAGAAAAGGAGAUCUAAUCGACGCAUCGAUUCUUCUUCUUCUCCAGUCGUCAACUCAUCAAGUUCUAUUCAAGGAAGUUCGAAAAUCGAUGAAAACGAAAUUGAACCAAAAAUUAAAGCUGAAGUUACUAGCCCUGCUACUCCUCUUUCAUUUUCCCCAAGUGAAUCUGAUGAAAAAUCCAAACAUUCUUCUCGAAAAAACUAUAAACGAAAGACGAGGGAGGAGUUAGUGGAUAAAAUAAAACAAUUAUCUCAAUGCAGAGAAUCGCUUACAGGGGAAGUGGAGAAUGUUCGUAAUUACUACAACAAUCAAAAAGCUUAUAAUUUGAAGUUGAAAGCAAUGAAAGAAGAGGUAACAAGAAUGGUGAAUUUCCAAGGGGGUGGUGUUAAUUUAGGUCAACUUUACAGUAAUCCUGGAAUAGAGCCCAAUCGUCAACAGCCGUUCAUUAUGGAUCAGGUUGCUUCAAGAUCAGAAGCUUUCCAUAGAUUUCAGUACCCAUUGGGCCAGCUGCAACAGGCCCAGCAUUUGUACUCAAAUGGGUUGGGCCCAGGCCCAAUGGGCCUUCCGGAUCUGAAUGUUACGGUGGACGAGGCUUUCGCAUUGGACCCGUUCGAUAUCGAUAGAAUGAAUGUUGAAAGGAAGGCCCAAUAUGCUGAAGCUAGAAGGAAGAGGAGGAUUAAAAGAAUAGAAAUUAAGAAUUCAUCUGGUUUUAUUAGACCACCAAGGAGGAGAUAGUAGGUAUUUUUUGUAUUUUUGAUCCCUCCAUAGAAUGAUAGUAUUAUUUUUUUGAGCGAUACGGAAGGCCAAUCGAGCAAAGCUCUAUUUUUUUGCUUUCGUCAUGUCGCUAAGUG